This is a messenger RNA of Bactrocera oleae (olive fruit fly), 4940 nucleotides long. Its product is annotated as probable 3-hydroxyisobutyrate dehydrogenase, mitochondrial. NCBI's taxonomy places the organism in Eukaryota, Metazoa, Arthropoda, Insecta, Diptera, Tephritidae. Gene Ontology annotation, cellular component: mitochondrion. Gene Ontology annotation, biological process: L-valine catabolic process. Gene Ontology annotation, molecular function: NADP binding; 3-hydroxyisobutyrate dehydrogenase activity; NAD binding. The record is from RefSeq and is a predicted model, not a curated record.
AAAUCGAACUUUAUUAUAUUUUUUUCGAUCUUAAUUAAAGUAUGUAUGUAUAAAGAAUUAUAUUGUGUUACAAAUUCAAUAUUUCAAUGGUUUACAAAAGUUAAUGUUAAUUUGUGUUUGUAAAAAUGUCUUAUGUUUACCAGAAUUAUGUAAAUGUAAAUAGUAUGAAUGUACAUAAGUAGCCGUGCAAUAAUAAAAUUUCGCGCAUUGUGACUUUAUAAAUAAAUAUUUGAAGAUUGUUGGCAAAUGCUUAUUAAUUUGUUAAAGUAUCUUUCGUUAAUAUAUUGUUAGCACUUUAUGGAAAUAAAAAUGUAUUGAACUACAGAUUUGUAGAAAUUUCAGUAAAUUUUACGUUAUUAUUAACAGUAUUAACAGCAGCUUUACAGAGUAUAUACAUACAUGGAGUUACGUGCACACUGUUCUUUGGAACCCUUUGGUAUAAUCACAAUUAGGUACUAAGUUCUUUGAGUUCAAUGCAUUUGCUUUUUAUUUGGGCUAAUGUGCAUAUUUUGACGGGGUUUUAACAAUAGAUUUUUAUAUAUUAAUAGCUAGAAUUCGAUUUGGAGUUACACUCAGCAAAUAAAGAUUGCCGCCUUACACUAUUUUUUUUUUAAAUAUUAUAAUACAAAUUUUAAUAUUCUUUAAGGAAGGAAGUUUGAAGGCAAUACAUUUUUGUGUUUUUAUAGUACUAUAUUAAUAGCAUUUUAAGUUCUUUACGUUAACAUGAGCGUAAUAAAUUUUUUUUUUUAUCAAAAAAUUAUCGAAUUAUAAGAACUAUGCAAUAAUUCAAAAUAUACUUAGCUUAAAUAUUAAAUUAUAAUUAUAUACUUAUGAUAUAUCAAAUGAGUUUCGGUCAGGAUUGCGAUUUUUUCAAGUAAAAUUUUUGGAUUAAAAAUCAGAUUUUAAUUUUUUAUUCCCGAUGUUGGGAUUAAUUUCAAUUUUUAAAUCCUAGAUGUUUGGAAUAAAAAAAUUAAAAUAUUAUUUUUUGAUUUGAAUGAAUGCGAAAAAAUAUUAAUUUUAGAACAAAUUCUUUGAGAUUAAAAUGUUUUUUGUUUUUUAAUCUGAAGCGCGAGAUUAAAAUUUUGUGUUUUAUUUUAAUCCUGUAUUUGGGAUCACCAAAUUAAAAAAAAUUUUAUUACAAAUGGUAAUUCAAAUAUUUUUUAAUGCAUUAUUUGCAACCCUGGUUUCAGUUUACAAUUUCCUAGUUGGGGUUUUAAGACGCAGUUGGUCGUAGGCCUAAAACACUAAAUAUAUUUUACAAUUGAGAACUAGCUAAGUGAAAAUAUUAGCCAUUUAUUUCAUUUCGCUUUCAAAAGCGGAGACGAAAAAGUUUAGAUACUAAUUUGAAAUAUUUUGUGGGAUAAAGGUAUAGUUAGUAGCUGAGGUAAAAAAUACUACAGACAAAAAAUUAAAAACAAUAGAAAAGUAAAUUUAUAUAUUUACUCACCCUAUACUACUACCUACACGCAUAUAUAUUGUUUUAUUAUAACGAGUUGAUCUACUCUAGAUAAUAACAACCAAAUCUGCACGCGCAAUAAUUCAUAACAACAACAUAAACAAAUAUUAAAUAUACAAAAAUUAGUUUUUAUAUACAUACAUACAAACUACAUAAUUGUAUUUUUGCUGCAUAUAACUAUAUAAAUAAAGCGAUAAAGGGUAUCACAAACUUUGGCGAGCUUUUCAGUAAAUAGCUAUCUGCUUGUAUAUACACGAGUAUAGAAUCGAUUACAAUUUAAUUAAAUGAAAUGCAACUAAAUAUGUUAUAUUUCAUAAACAGCAAACUGAUAACACAUUGAAGAGCUAAAGCGCACGUUUUCUACAUACAUAGGUAUGUACCUUUCUCUCAAAAAAUAUUUUACUGGUUGGCUAUUUGAAUAUGUUAUAUAUGUGGCGAGAAGAACACGGCGUAAAUUUGAGAACAAGUUCGGCAUAAAACUGUCAAUGUCAUGGACGCGAUAACACGUUGCUCAACAUAUGUAUAUAUGUAUAUGAAUAUAUAUAUGUAGCAAAAAGAGAGUUUUAUGCGCUAACUUUCUCUCUCUUCUAAAUUUUUAUUUUCUUUGGUAAGUACUACUUCCUUGUUUGUAUUGCUAUUCGAAUAAUUAAAAAUUAUUUUAUCUGCGAUCUAUUUGUAGGAACUUGAUUCUAAUGGCAUUAGUUUGAAAACCAGAAAAAAUAAAACUUGGUUAGCUUCUACACUGCUCAAGCUUAUCACAAUAAUUAUAAUGUAAAUAAUAGUGAUGAUAUAUAUGUAUUUUUAUUAUUAUGGCUAUUUACUAUUAAUUAUAAAAUUUUUGGAUAAUAACAUUUUUAACAACUCUUCUGAGCACAAUUUAUGCGAAAUUAUUUUAAUAUUAUGUUUAUUUAUUCCCUCCAUACAAAGAAAUAGUAAAAAUACUACACUUUUUAUAUUUUUAACACCCAAACCCCACAAACAUAUCCCAUUUCAUAUUAUGUUGGCAUUCCUAUACAUUAACAUGUGUAUGCUCACAUAACACAAUUGUCGCUCUUCUAUUAUUUUUGUUCUCAAGGUGAGAGUUGCCGGCAUAUAAAGUACAUAUAUUUAUAUAUACAAGUAUAUAUAUACACGAUCAAUUAGCAAAUACAUUUAUAUCGAUAUAUACUAAUAUAUAUUAAUAUAUACAAACUGUAAAAAGUAUGUACAUAUUGACAGAGCUUGUCGCCAAUCGUGCCUCCACACAAUUGAGCAUAUACAUAUAUGCAAUAAAUAUUUAGUUUGUAGGAGAUUUUGUGGAGAAGCGGUGAACUAGAGGUGUGCGUAUUGGGUUUACUUAAACACGCGCUGGUGACUUUUUUCUUUAUGUUUAUUUAUAUGUAUUCUGUACUCAUGCUAGUAUGCAUGUUGGAAAAAUUUCUGGUUUAGAGAGAAGUAGUUUACUGGGUAACGGAGGGGGUCUUGGACCACCUAAUAUCACUAAAAGUAUUAACGACUUCAUAGAGAAAGUUGCUAAUCAACUAGUAUUAUAAAAAAAAAACAAUUAAAUAAAUUUCAAUGAAUGCCAGAUAUAACUAUUUCUACUCUUCUAAAUUUCAAAGUUGUGACCUUGACUAAAUACUUCGGGGUUAAUAGUUGGUAUUUUUUUUAUCAAUUGAAGGAAAAACAGAGCAAAGAGCACUCACUGAUAUUUCACACAGAAACAGAAGUCAAGGAACUUAAACAACUAAAGUUCAUUCGAAAUAUAUUGAUCAACCACGGAUUCCCCCAACAUUGCUGGAACUAAAGGUUGCACAAGCCGUAAAACAAUUAUUAUAAGGCUAUAAGUUUCGCAUAUACUCGUAUACAGACGGACAGACAGGUGAACACAGCUAAAUCGACACGCUGGUCAUUUAUAUAAAUACUUUAUGAGGUUUUCUCGAACAUUUUAAUUUAUUUACUAUCGUGAAAGAUCACAAGUAGUCCAGAUGUCACCCCCAUAAAUAAAGUUUUUCGAUGCACCAGCGCAAAACACGUAUGCAUAUAUUCUGCUUUAAUUUUCCAAACAAAUAAAUACUUCUAGUAUUCUAGGAGGCUAGGCAGCAAUGCGAAAGCUGAAGAUAGUUCAGUGUGCGACUGAGUGCUGAAGAGUGUGGAUCGCUUUAGUGGAACUGGUAUGUAGAUAUAACGAAAGCACAAUACGCUAUACAUUUUUGUGUGUGUGUGUGCCAGUGGAGAACAUUUUCUUGUUGGCGAUACAUAUUUACAUACUUACAUGCAUAUCUUUUUAUUUAUCUGGCUGCGUGGAAUAUUUGAAUUAAUUAAAACGAACGGAAAAUGGCGCUACGUAUCGUCUUCACAAUGCCAGUGACCAAGGCUAUGAGCCAAACUUUGGUGCGAGCCAUGUCAUCACAGGCCGUUACCGCCAAGAAUGUUGGCUUCAUCGGACUCGGCAACAUGGGCGGUCAUAUGGCCAGUAAUCUGAUUAAGCAGGGUCACAAAUUGCAUGUCUUUGAUAUCUCGAAGGAGGCUUGCGACAAUUUGAAGGCCAAGGGCGCUACUGUCUAUGAUAAGACCACCGAUUUGGCGAAGAACUCUGAUUACGUUAUCACAAUGUUGCCCAAUAAUGAUAUCGUAUGGAAGGCGUACAACGAUAUGACUGCCGAUGGCGUCAACAAGAACACUGUUUUCAUCGACUCAUCCACCAUUGAUCCAAAUGUGGUGAAACAGUUGCAGAAGUUCAUUAGCGAAAAGGGUGCGCGCUUUAUUGAUGCACCCGUAUCGGGUGGUGUACCCGGCGCUGAGCAGGCCACACUGACCUUCAUGGUUGGUGGUACGCAAGAUGAAUAUAAUACUGUUAAACCUAUUCUGGAGGGUAUGGGUAAACGUAUCACAUACUGUGGCAGCUAUGGUAUGGGUCAGGCGGCGAAAUUGUGCAACAACAUGAUGUUGGCCAUUUCCAUGAUUGGCACAUCGGAGGCGAUGAACUUGGCCAUACGCCAAGGCUUGGACCCAAAUGUAUUUGCCGAAAUCAUUAACUCGUCCACCGGGCGCUGUUGGUCAUCGGAAUUGUACAAUCCAGUGCCCGGCGUCACACCCACGGCACCCAGUAAUAGAGACUAUGCUGGUGGUUUCUCCACCGAUUUGAUUACUAAGGAUUUGGGUUUGGCUGCCGGUGUGGCCACCGCGACCAACACACCCAUUCCUUUGGGUGCUCUGUCACAUCAGAUAUACCGUACACUGAAGGCACAUGGCUUGGGCAACAAGGAUUUUUCUGUUGUCUAUGAAUUCAUGAAGAAUGAGGGCAAUAACUAAGUAGACUUUUAGUGAGCGGUAGAGCAAAAUUGCGCCACAUAUCCAUACAUACAGACAUAUGUAUAUGCUCUAAUAUUUGUUAGCAUUUACGCGUUUUUCUAGGGCUUUAAACUACAAGUGUUGGUUACUGUACACAUGUGUGUGACAUUUAGGAUUCUAACCAGAAUUGCAUUUAUUGAAAUAUUAUUAA